GAAUAAAUUAUGUCCACCAAGGUUUUGCUCGUUGGAGCAGCGGGUGAAACCGGAGGUUCCAUCGCCAACGGACUGUUGGAUACCGGUAACUUCGAGGUCAUCGCUCUUGUUCGCCCAAUCUCUGCCCAAAAGCCAGCUAUCACGCGCCUCCAGGAUCGAGGAUGCCAGAUUCGGAAAUGCGACUUGAAGGCCCCAGAGGAGCAGCUCAUCGAGGCGUUGGCUGGUAUUGAUGUGGUUAUCAGCUGCGUCGGUCCUGCCGAACAGCAGGACCAGAUCCCCCUCGCCAAGGCAGCGAAAAAGACCGGUGUGAAGCGAUUCGUUCCAUGUGGUUUCAUCACCGUUUGCCCACCGGGCGGUAUCAUGUGGUUGCGUGAUGAGAAAGAAAUCGUCUACAACCAGAUCCGCCAGCUGUGGCUUCCCUACACCGUCGUUGAUGUCGGCUGGUGGUACCAGCUCGCCUACCCCCGCCUCCCCUCUGGUCGUGUCGACUACGCCAUGACAUCCGGGAAUGAUGAAAUUAUUGGCGAUGGCAACAUGCCCACAGCACUCACCGACUUACGAGACAUCGGUCGCUACAUGGCUAUGAUCAUUUCCGACCCCCGCACUUUGAACAAGAAGAUCCUCGCCUACAACCUGGUCUCCUCGCAAAACAAGAUCUACGAGCUCAUGGAGGAACUCAGUGAGGAGAAGAUUGAUCGAAACUACGUUCCCGAAGAAACCAUCUGCAGCAGAGUUGUGGCGGCCCGACAAGCCAGUGAAACCUAUCCCUUCGACCCGAUCAAGUUCAUUCCACGGUAUCUGGCCGAAUAUCAACUGUCUUGGGGAAUUCGCGGCGACAACAACCCCGAGUACGCCAAGUAUCUUGGCUACCACACCACACAGGACCUGUACCCCGAAUUCCAACCCACGGAUUUCCGCGAAUAUCUCGAGUCGGUCAUUCGUGGCUCGGCCAAGGGUAUUUACACCGAUCGUGUGAUCUCAAGGAAGCACCAACGACACUUCCCGCGUACCGAGUCCAGCGAUUCCCUCUACACCCGCAUAUUCCCCCGGACGGAAUCCAGCGACUCGCUCAUGUCGCGAUGA
Messenger RNA from Penicillium mononematosum, 1083 nucleotides. Its product is annotated as aromatic alcohol reductase. The record is from RefSeq and is a predicted model, not a curated record. Gene Ontology annotation, molecular function: oxidoreductase activity. The transcript has 4 exons. Lineage: Eukaryota; Fungi; Ascomycota; Eurotiomycetes; Eurotiales; Aspergillaceae. The coding region runs from base 10 to 1083 and encodes 357 amino acids.